This is a messenger RNA of Penicillium taxi, 387 nucleotides long. RefSeq lists its product as uncharacterized. The record is from RefSeq and is a predicted model, not a curated record. Bases 1 to 387 code for a protein of 128 amino acids. The transcript has a single exon. Lineage: Eukaryota; Fungi; Ascomycota; Eurotiomycetes; Eurotiales; Aspergillaceae.
AUGAAGCAUUCUACACCGACCGGAGAUACUAUCGGAAUGACCGAAACGGUCAGCGAGAGCGCUCCUAUAGUCAAAAACGCGAUAGCAGAUGGAAUUCAAAGAAGAAAUGUUAUAUCUGCCAUCAACCAGAUUAUCUAUCAUGGAAACACACCAAAGGCGAACAGGAACAAGCUCGAAAGAGAUAUCGACAAUCACUCGAGCGGAAUGGUGGCUCUGGCAACUUCAAGAGACGAUUCAAACAAUAUAUGGUGCAAUGCGAAGGAGAAGAUGGCGAAGGAGAAGAAGAUUCAGAGCCAUUUGAAACCCUUAUCUCUGAACCUCAAACCCAGGAUGAUGCUAAUUCUGGAGAUUCUGGAGAGGCUGAUGAAGAAGAAGAGAACUUCAUGA